AUGCCUCAGUCAAAUCGAAAAAACAGCUCCAAGAGCUCGACAAGUAGUCGAGGUUCCCGGAGGAGUAGUGAGUCCUGCGACUCAUACGAGACGUAUGAAUCACAAAGCACAACGCCCACUUCUUACUAUGCAAGCACCGAGGCAUCAGUCAAGGAAGCCAAGGCCGUUUCCCACAAGUUUCAACCGGUUUACGAGGACGACAUAUCCCCAUCCACGAGCAACCACCUUCGAUCUUCUGUCGAUACUUUCGACUCCAGCUUGGCCUCCGACGACGACGAGGAUGAGCUGGAGCUGAAGCGCGACUCCGAGAUGGGCAGCUUUGACGAGCAUCAGGAGAUUCCGCCUUUGCCCGCCUACUACCGCGAUAUCAUCGACACCGAUGUCCGGCCCUCAAACCCCCAAGACUUUGCAAAAUUGUUUCCGUCCAUGAACAGGCUAUCAAUCUGCCAUGACGAGUUCACGUCCGACGGCAACAUGAACCUGAGGGUCGACACCGUCGCACCCGGCCGUCGCCCUUACAACAUCCAGCUCUUCCACCUGCGCAUGUACGACCUCGGCAAGCGCGAGUUCUCCCUUCGAAGAUACUGCCGCGAUUCGGGCCGCGAGGUCUGCAACUCCAAGCGCAAGUACGUCGAGGAGACCGUCAACGAACGGCCAACACUCCAACGAUCGGUCUCGAGCGCCAUCAAGACCUUGUCCAUGAGGAGACCUUUGUUGCGCACAAACUCUGGCGGGUCUCUCCUGGCCGGUAAGGGCAAGGACGUGGCCUCGCAGCGCCCGCCGUCCAGCGCCUCGUCUUGCCGCAACAGCACCGACGAGACCGCAAGCUACUUCAGGCGCUCUGCUUCCUUCGAGCCCGAGCCCAAGCCCAAGGCCCGCCCCGUACCCAGCAACACCAUGAAGCUCGAGUUCUCCAACUACGCGCGCGUCGACGUCUCGCGUCGCGGCGGCACCAACAACAAGCGCUACGAGUUUGAAUGGUGGGGUCACAAGUACCAGUGGAAGCGCGUGCUGGACAAGAACCUUGGCGUCGUCUCCUUUCACCUCGUCAAGGACGGCAAUAACAACGCCAGCGACGCCAUCGCGCACAUCGUCCCCGAGACGCGCUCGCCGAACCAGGUUAUUGAAGACGAGAGCGCCGGCGGCUGGGUGCCCCCCUGCCACAUGUGGAUCAGCGACCGCAGCGUCCUUGACGCCGUCACCGAUGUCGCCGAUGUCAUCGUCGCCACGGGCCUCAUGGCUCUCGUCGACGACUGCAUCAAGUACCGCUGGCAGACGAAGAAGGUCCACCGCAUCCCGGUGCCUCUGACGUCCCGGACGGUGGACGUCGAGUACGUCGGCCCCGGGCAUUUGUACAACACUUUCUCCAGCGCCGUGGCUCGGACCAGAUUUCGAGUCCGCUGCGGCAACGCCCGAUUUCGACCUACUGAUGUGGGAUUCUACCGGGUACUACGACGGCAGCAUUUCAGUUUCACUUGGCAUGCAAAACUUGUUUCAGAGCUGCCAAAAACAACUUCCUCUCAAAAUGUUUGA
This is a messenger RNA of Colletotrichum spaethianum, 1533 nucleotides long. RefSeq lists its product as uncharacterized. The coding region runs from base 1 to 1533 and encodes 510 amino acids. The record is from RefSeq and is a predicted model, not a curated record. The transcript has a single exon. Lineage: Eukaryota; Fungi; Ascomycota; Sordariomycetes; Glomerellales; Glomerellaceae.